UUGAAGGAAAAAGGUUAUUCUUGAUCUCUCGUUCCCUCUCCUCUCUGCGGGUUACCCUCCAGUUCUCGCUGCCAAUGAAAUUCCAGCCUCCGAUUCUCACUUCCUAUGAAGAUUCAUCCUCAUCCUCUUAUUCUGAUGGUGGGUUUCUUCCAAGAACCCUAUGAUGAGCAAGAUAGACUGAGGGAUUGAUUGUAAUACUUUCUUUAGGUCAGUUUUCCCAACUUGGAAACGUUGAUUAUUUCCACUUUGGAAAACAUGAGAAGAAAACCCAACCAACCCUCUUCCUCUAAUGAUGAGGGAAAUCUUGCAUCUACACAACGUGGAUCAGGUCUCGGAAACUGGAAAACACUGAAGUUACUUGGAUGCAUCAAAUUGAAGAAUUUAGUAUCAUCUUUGGUAACUUUCUGUAGUUUGACAACUCUGGAAGUGUCACGAUGUCAUGAAUGAGAAAAUUUAGUAACUCCCUCAAUAGCUAACAGCAUGGAACAACACAAAAGAAUGACCAUAAUUGAUUGCAAGAAGAUAAAGAAAUCAUAGCACGUGAGGGCGAAGAAGUGGAGAAGAAAAUUGAAUAUAAACAACUGAAGUCUCUAAGACUCCAAUUGUUACCAAGCCUCAAGAGUUUCUGCUUGAGGAAGUACUCCAUCAGCUUGCCAUAUAUGGAUGAAUUGAUUGUAAAAGAAUGCCCUAAAUUGGAGAUUUUCUCUGACAGUGAGAUACACGCUCCAGAGCUGAAAAAAGUAUGUCGGACAGGAUAUGAUAAGGGGUGCUGGGAAGUUGACCUCAAUACCACCAUUAGAACGCUUAAUGCAGAAAAGAGAGACACUUUGGAGGAGUUAGGGUCUCUCCGUUGGAAGUUAGCUAACCUUUGGGCUCCAAUAUCCGCUGAAGGUAUAUGAGUGUCAUCUUCAAUUUGAAAGGCUUUUGAUUCAGAGUGUAUUGAAAUCAUAGCAGGUUUUAUUCUCCCCCAUUUCUAGUUUUCUGCUCUGCUAACAUAUAUUUUCCCAUUGGUUUGGAUGGUAUCUGGGAUAUUGAUUAAACAUUCAUGUAGUCAUGUUUUUCUUUUGAAUUUGUAUUUUUUAGGUUUUAUAUUGUCAUGCAAAUCAAUUCAAAUCUUUCUU
Molecule: messenger RNA, 1121 nt
Organism: Rubroshorea leprosula
Lineage: Eukaryota; Viridiplantae; Streptophyta; Magnoliopsida; Malvales; Dipterocarpaceae
Source: the annotation of a GenBank genome assembly